This is a messenger RNA of Sabethes cyaneus, 2162 nucleotides long. It is a transcript of the gene Tpr2, whose product is annotated as dnaJ homolog subfamily C member 7. Bases 145 to 1767 code for a protein of 540 amino acids. The record is from RefSeq and is a predicted model, not a curated record. Gene Ontology annotation, molecular function: protein binding. The transcript has 4 exons. Lineage: Eukaryota; Metazoa; Arthropoda; Insecta; Diptera; Culicidae.
GAAUGCAAAUAUAUAAGAUUUUUGAUAAAGUAUAAUUUCUGAAAAUACUAAGUUCUUUUUAUACUACGUAGAGUGCGUCUGAAUUUUAUUGCACUUGAAUAAAAAAGAGUUGAGCGGGUCACCGGUUACAGCAGCCCAAUAAAAAUGUCAGCCGAGCAAAUAAUCGAUUUGGUGAGUGAUGAAAACGACGAUGUGAUUGUGAUUUAUGAUAGUCCAAGAAGAAACAACUCCGGUGAAGAUGCUACAUCGCCGGAUGUGGUCAUGGAACCAGAUUCGGACGAGACGCCUCUAGUAGAGACGGAUGACCUUAUUCCGGUUGAUAUGGAUAUUGAAGACAACACUAUAAAUAACCAAACUUUGGCCGAAGAAAAGAAGAAUGCUGGAAACGAGCAAUACAAGAUAAAACGGUAUGAUGCAGCACUCAGUCUCUACACCGAGGCUAUCAAUCUUUGCCCGGACACUCCGGCAUACUAUGGAAACCGUGCAGCCACAUACAUAAUGCUCGGCGACUACAAGUCAGCCUUGAGGGAUGCCAAAAUGGCAGUCAGCCUAGACGAUAAAUUCGAAAAAGGCUACAUGCGGAUCGCCAAAUGUUGCCUGAUGAUGGGUGACUUGGUUGGUACGGAACAAGCUAUCAAGAAAUUUCUGGAGAUCGAUCCGGUGAACCAAAGCUUGAAGCAUGAGGUGCUUGGUCUGAAGCAGCUGCGUGAAAUUAACGAAAAAGCUGCCAGUUGCUAUGAUAAGCAAGAUUAUCGGACAUGCUUGUAUCAUUGUGAUAAUGCUAUCAAGAUCGCACCCGCCAGCAUGCAUUAUAAAUUGCUAAAGGCAGAAUGCUUGGCUAUGUUGGAGCGAUUCGAUGAAGCAGGAGAUAUUGCGAUCGGCAUAAUGCACUCCAAUUCUACCAAUGCCGAUGCCAUUUAUGUCCGUGGACUUACGCUCUACUAUAGUGACAAUUUGGAAAAGGGACUGUUACACUUUGAAAGAGCCCUACAACUGGAUCCGGAUCACAAGAAAGCAAAGAUAAUGAGAGUCAAAGCGAAACAGUUGAAAGAACGAAAAGAGAAGGGCAACGAGAUGUUCAAGGGAGGUAAUUUCAAAGAUGCACUUGCGGUUUACACUGAGGCGUUGUCGCUGGAUCCUAUGAAUAAGGACAUUAACAGUAAACUCUAUUAUAAUCGUGCAUUAGUUCACUCUAAACUCGGCAGCAUUAAGGAUGCCAUUGCCGAUUGUAGCUCAGCUCUUGUCAUAAACGAAAAAUAUAUGAAAGCGCUAUUGCAAAGAGCAAAACUUUACUACAACUUAGAGAAUUUUGAAGAAUGCGUUAAAGAUUAUGAAAAAGCUCUUAAAUUUGAAAAAACCAUGGAAAUUAAGAACUUACUAAAGGAUGCCAAACUGCAACUGAAAAAGUCGAAGCGGAAGGAUUACUACAAAAUCUUAGGCGUCUCUAAGCAAGCAUCGGAGGACGAAAUCAAAAAAGCGUAUCGUAAACGAGCUCUCGUACAUCAUCCAGAUCGACAUGCUAACUCGUCCGAGGAAGAGAAGAAGGAACAAGAACGUAAGUUUAAAGAAGUCGGUGAAGCCUACACGGUUCUGUCAGAUCCUGUGAAGAAAUCUCGCUACGACAACGGGUAUGAUAUAGAAGAUUUAGACCAGUCAGAAGUUGAUCCCCAGCAGAUGUUCCGGCAGUUCUUCCAGUUCCAAGGUGGCGAUGCUGGUUUUGGUGGAUUUGGCGGCGGCGGAAGCAAUUUCACAUUCCGCUUUGGUUAAAACACUAUGUCACUGAGUUAGAACUGCAUGGUUUACCCAACAAUAAUAAUAUUUAAACUGAGUAGAAUCAAUAGCCGCUGGAAAAAUUUUCAGCAUUUAUUUCAGAGUUAUAGUCACUCAGCAUAAGAAAUAACUUAAACUCAGCUGAAACCACACUAAUCAAAUUUAUGUUUAUGCUUUUAAAAAUCAGAAUGUAUCGAGGUAUAUCUUGUUUAUGCCUCGAGUGUGAUCUGGUAUCAAACAGUCAAAGUAGAGCUUUUUUAAACGAGCAGUCGUUUCGAUAAAACAUUCUGCAAUCUAAAGGUAACCGAUUUGAUUUUCCGUUGACAAGCGUUGUUGUACAACUGACAUGUGUAUCAGAUAAAUUGAACCUAUUCCGAUAAAUAGACAUAAAA